GACUGUGCUGCACCAGUUCUGCUGCCCGGCCCCAGAGGCCCCCGAGGGGGAGUCCUCGGCCUGUGUCCCCAGCGACGACAUUCCUCCAGACUCACCCUCAGGUGAGGAGGGAAAGAGAGAGGGAGAAGGGGAGCUCCAGCCCCAGGUCCAACCCCAGCAGACUGAGUUCCAAGCCCAGCCCCAACCUGAACCCCAGCCUCAGCCUAAACCCGAGGGCACGAGUGUGGGCAAAACACAGCAGGAGGUCACCCCCGCAGCCUCCCGCUCACCAAGCAGAGGGGAACUCGAGCAGGAGGAGGGAGAACGAGGAGAUAAGGAGGAGGAGGAGAUAAAGCAGAAAGAGGUGGUGGAUUCGCAGCAGGAGCAGCAGCAUGAGGGGGAGGCAGCAGUAGAGACUGAGGUGGAGGAGGAGGAGGAUGGGGCAGAGGCCCGGGGGGGAGCGACGGGGAGGAGGGCCAGCCUGCACCACACAGCUUCCCCCAUGAGGGUGCAGCGCAACGGGGCCUGCUCGCACUCCGCCACCUCCGACUACGAGCUCUCGCUCGACCUCAAAAACAAGCAGAUCGAAAUGUUAGAGCACAAAUACGGCGGCCACCUCAUCUCCCGCCGCGCUGCCACCAAGAUCCAGACCGCCUUCCGCCAGUACCAGCUCAGCAAGAACUUUGAGAAGAUCCGCAACUCCCUGCUGGAGAGUCGCCUGCCGCGGCGCAUCUCCAUGCGCAAGGUGCGCGUGCAGAACGCUGAGGGCUUCUCCGCCGAGCGGGCGCUGGCCGAAGGCUGCAGCCUGGCGGGUAUCCCCCUAGUGCGCUCGCCAUCACUGCCCGCCACAGUGGGCGGCACCCUGACCGACCUGGAGGACUCAUUCACAGAGCAGGUGCAGUCGUUGGCAAAGUCCAUCGACGACGCACUCAGCAACUGGAGCCUGAAGACCAUGUGCUCCCUCCAGGAAGGAGGGGCCUAUCAGUUCAGUGCAGAGUCCUUCAGUGCGGCCGGGGGAGGAGGAGAAGUGGGAGGAGGAGGGUUGGACCAGGCUUUUCUCCAGAGCAUAUCAGUUGGGGAGAAUACAGGCGACCUGCCCCGCAGCGCCAGCAAGCUGCUGAUGGCCUUCCGCGACGUGACCGUUCAGAUUGACAAUCAGAACUUCCGCAUGUCCUCCUCCGUCAUGGAGUCAUCGGCCUCUGUCUCCAUGGGCAACUGCGUCCAGCAGCAGCAGGGGGGUGCAGCCACCACCCCCACCAUGCCCACCGCUCCCCCGCCCUCACCCCUAAAAACACUCCCCUCCUCCCCUGAAGAGGUCACCGCCGAACCCACAGACCCUCCUGUCCCUCCCCACGAGCCCCCUCCGCCCCCGGAACCAGUGGUAGAAGUAGAGGGGCAGGACGCCGACUUCCCUGCGCCCCCGCCCAGUGAAGAGGAGCUAGAGGAGGAGGAGGUGGCAACCCCAUCCACCGAGGCCCUGGAGGCCAAGCGGAGCGGCUCGGAGACGGCUGAAACCAGUUCCGAGCAGAUAAGCUGCAGCAACAGCACUUCCACGGAGGCACGCUCGGCAUCGGAGGCCUCAUCCAAGGAGGCCCUGCAGGCCAUGAUCCUCAGUCUGCCGCGCUACCACUGCGAGAACCCGGCCAGCUGCAAGUCGCCCACACUCUCCACCGACGUCAUGCGCAAGCGCCUCUACCGCAUCGGCCUCAACCUUUUCAAUGUUAACCCUGAUAAGGGUCUCCAGUUCCUGAUCUCACGAGGUUUCAUCCCGGACACGCCCAUAGGUGUGGCUCACUUCCUGCUUCAGAGGAAGGGCCUGAGCAGGCAGAUGAUUGGAGAGUUCCUGGGAAACAGCAAGAAGCCCUUCAACAGAGACGUCCUAGAUUGUGUGGUGGAUGAGAUGGAUUUCUCAGGGAUGGAGCUGGAUGAGGCUCUGAGGAAGUUCCAGGCUCACAUCAGAGUCCAGGGAGAGGCCCAGAAGGUGGAGAGACUGAUCGAGGCCUUCAGUCAGCGGUACUGCAUGUGUAACCCGGACGUGGUGCAGCAGUUCCACAACCCCGACACCAUCUUCAUCCUGGCCUUCGCUAUCAUCCUCCUCAACACAGACAUGUACUCACCCAACAUCAAGCCUGACCGCAAGAUGAUGCUGGAGGACUUCAUACGCAACCUCCGAGGUGAGGCAAUAUUUUAG
This is a messenger RNA of Oncorhynchus gorbuscha (pink salmon), 2170 nucleotides long. Its product is annotated as IQ motif and SEC7 domain-containing protein 3-like. The coding region runs from base 482 to 2170 and encodes 562 amino acids. NCBI's taxonomy places the organism in Eukaryota, Metazoa, Chordata, Actinopteri, Salmoniformes, Salmonidae. Gene Ontology annotation, biological process: actin cytoskeleton organization; regulation of ARF protein signal transduction. The transcript has 7 exons. The record is from RefSeq and is a predicted model, not a curated record. Gene Ontology annotation, molecular function: protein binding; guanyl-nucleotide exchange factor activity.